CCUGACCAAUCCAGCACUCCAUUUCCGUCGGCUCGAGGAGACGAUUUCAGCGCGAUGAACCGAGGACGACUCGGAAGCCGAACAAAGCGUUGUGAAGCCAAGCCUCAAAUUCCAGCGGCACGUGAAAAUUUCCUUCCUUUGUUCUCUCAACAUCGUGUCGAUGGAGUCAUUGUAGAUCGUGACGGAUUAUUGUCGACUCGAAAGGCUGACAAGUCCACAUGAUGCACGGCGGCGGAGACUUUCGGCCCGAUCCCCAACCGCUCCCUGAAGCGCAUGAUCCUUCAACGCGGACGCGGCGGUUUACCCCAACUUGGCUGCGUGGCGCGGACCGACGGUCACACGGCGUUGGGCGUCAACAACGUUACCAUCAUUGGCAGGGUCGCGGCAAGAUGUCAAAUGAGAGGAUCAUAUCGUCAAGUCCAGCUCUUGCAGGUGAACAGAGCGUGGUCAUUUUUCGAAGCACAAACUCAGCCCGGUUCGCCCGACUCUGGGCGCGAAGAUUGGGCUGUCGUUGGAGUUCGUGGCAGUGAGGAGAUUCGAGUGUGGCGUGAAAGUGGGGGAUGCAACUCUGCUCUGGAUUCCACACUUUCGGUCGGGGUUUCGCAGAACUUUCCCGGAGAAGCGGGUCUGUUGGUGUUGGUGGUGGAGAUCACGAAAAGAAGAGAAGGACAGAAGGCCGCCAGCGGAUAUCUGGCCAAUUGCAGGGCCUCAAGGCGACCGUCAGGCCGAGUCAGCCACCAUGUCGAGCAUGUCAUUGACACAAGCAAAAGAGGGGCCCCAGAUGCGUGCCAUGUGGAAAGCCAAAAGCUGGCAACGAGCAAAUGGAAAAAGGCUUCCAAAGUUCCAUGAUUCUGCGCGAAAUUGUGGGGUGAGGUGCCCGGGGAGGUCUUGCAGGGCCGGCCGGGCACCCGGGCCAGAAAAAGCCCAGGAGCCCAGCACCCGCCCAGCCAGCUUUCCCCAGAAAAGGACCGUUUUUAGCCGGCGAGACCUUGUUGUUGAUGUCCAUUUACUCCAGAAACAAACUAGGGGCCCGAUCCAGAGCAUUCGACCGGCCUGAACGACAGGCUC
Molecule: messenger RNA, 1068 nt
Organism: Chaetomium fimeti
Lineage: Eukaryota; Fungi; Ascomycota; Sordariomycetes; Sordariales; Chaetomiaceae
Exons: 1
Coding region: 274-849 (191 amino acids)
Source: RefSeq, a predicted model, not a curated record